AUGGACAAACUCGCCCAAUAUCUUCCUCCAACAUCCGGCGGAAACCUCCCGAACUGGAUGCUAUUCGUAUCCGGCCUCGCCAUCUUCAACGGCGUCCAGAACUACCUCACAACUCGCCUCACCGCGCAAGUCUACGCUCGGAGACCGGCAUGGGUCAACCCCCUCCAGGCCCGCCUGUUCGGCGUCUGGACUCUCAUGUCCGCCUUCGUUCGCCUUUAUGCCGCCUACCACAUCCAUUCGAAGCCCAUUUACGACCUCACCAUCAUCUCCUAUAUCCUCGCUCUCGGCCACUUUGCCUCGGAGGCGCUCGUCUUCCGCACCGUCGGCUUGAAGGGCGUCUUCUUCCCCUUCGUUGUGGCGUCGAGCUCGCUUUACUGGAUGAUCACCCGUGCGUUCCCUUUCCGCGCUCCUUACGCUUCACUCGCUCACGAUAUUCCUUCUUCGUCUUCCGCAGAGUACGACUUCUACGUUCGGCUGUAA
Rhodotorula toruloides NP11 is the source of this 480-nucleotide messenger RNA. RefSeq names its product ergosterol biosynthetic protein 28. The record is from RefSeq and is a predicted model, not a curated record. Bases 1 to 480 code for a protein of 159 amino acids. Gene Ontology annotation, molecular function: protein-macromolecule adaptor activity. NCBI's taxonomy places the organism in Eukaryota, Fungi, Basidiomycota, Microbotryomycetes, Sporidiobolales, Sporidiobolaceae. Gene Ontology annotation, cellular component: membrane; endoplasmic reticulum. The transcript is spliced from 6 exons.